This is a messenger RNA of Dalotia coriaria, 5753 nucleotides long. Its product is annotated as vitellogenin receptor Yl-like. The record is from RefSeq and is a predicted model, not a curated record. The transcript is spliced from 8 exons. Bases 188 to 5521 code for a protein of 1777 amino acids. Gene Ontology annotation, molecular function: protein binding; calcium ion binding; hormone binding. NCBI's taxonomy places the organism in Eukaryota, Metazoa, Arthropoda, Insecta, Coleoptera, Staphylinidae. Gene Ontology annotation, cellular component: signaling receptor complex; plasma membrane; apical plasma membrane. Gene Ontology annotation, biological process: receptor-mediated endocytosis.
AUUUGUCUGUUAUCACGCAGUUUUCGUCGGGCGGUCGCAGUGUUAACAGCCGACAAAUUUUACCGUUUUCAUUCUUGUCCACGUGCCGUCCUCCGAUCAUCAUCACGCCAUAAAUCUUCGAACAUCUCCGCGAGGACGCCGUGUUUUAAAUUUAUUUUAAAUGUUACGUUAAUUUAAGUUUUUAAAUAUGUAUUAUCGUCACGUGUUGCUCGUCUUGUGCUGGACGAGCUGUGCGUUUGCCUUCUUGGACUCGCUCUUCUUGCAACUGGAUGCUAGUUGCACUCAAUUGGGGAGCGAUGUCUUCGCCUGCAGGAACAGCAAGUGUGUACCACGCGAAAAACGCUGUGACGGACAUGCGGACUGUUUGGAUUCCUCCGAUGAGGAAGAUUGCGAAGUUUUUUUUUGUCGGGAACCACACUACUUCCGGUGUGCCAAUAACAAAUGUGUGUCUGCAACGUUCCGCUGUGAUAAAGAGAAUGACUGUGGAGAUUUCAGUGAUGAAGCUGAUUGUACUGAUUUUAAGUAUACUUUAGCACAUCCUGCAAAUUGCUCAUCGGAAGAAUGGCAAUGUGUGGACCACCUCUGCAUUCCCAAAGAUUUUGUCUGUAACGGUGAGAACGAUUGUCUUGAUGGUACAGAUGAAACCCUCGGAUGUACGCUGAACAUGGAAUGCGAUGGUUUCAAAUGUCACAAUGGUCAUUGCUUACCGCUGGAGUGGCGUUGCGAUGGUCUCGCUGAUUGUCAGGACAAAUCUGAUGAACUUGAUUGCGAUUCUCAUGUACAACCUAAAGAUUGCACACUAGAAAAUCAAAAGUUCCUCUGUUCGGACAACCGUACCUGCAUUGACCUGAAAAACGUCUGUGACGGCAGUUACCAGUGUCCCGACAAAUCCGAUGAAGCCAACUCAUGUUCCACUCGCAAAGGCUGUUCUACAAAACACUGCAGCCACACCUGUGUUGAUUUACCCACGGGUGCAACCUGUACGUGCCCAACAGGAUACCGCCGCAUAAACGACGCCGACUGCCGUGAUAUCAACGAAUGUGAAGAGUAUGGAAUCUGCGACCAGAAAUGCCACAACACUCCAGGGUCCUACGAAUGUCUCUGUGAUCCCAGAUAUCUUCUACAGAGUGAUAAACAUACUUGUAAAGUAGUUGGAGGAGAAGCAUUGAUGAUGUUCAGCACAAAGACUGAGAUUCGCGGAUAUUUUCUGCAAUCUGAACUAUUGUUUCCUGUCGCACAGAACCUGAAACAAGUAGUGGGGGUUAACUUUGAUGGUCACCACGUGUACUGGACGGAUAUCCAUGUGGAGCAUGAAAGUUUAGUCAGAUCUCUAGAAGAUGGCAGUGAAAGGGAAUUAUUGGUCACUGCAGGGUUAGGUGCCCCGGAAGAUUUAGCUGUGGAUUGGAUCACUGGAAAUAUCUACUUUACCGAUUCGGAGAUGCAACAUCUUGGGGUGUGUACCAAUGACGGUUCAGUAUGUACAGUCUUGGUCAAUAAGGAUAUUGAUAAACCUCGUGCUAUUGCUCUGCAUCCAUCUGAUGGUAAGAUGUUUUGGUCUGAUUGGGGAAAGAAACCAGAAAUUGCCAAAAGUAACAUGGACGGGACCGAAGAUUAUUCAUUCGUUUCCAAUGAUAUCCAUUGGCCUAAUGGUCUAGCAAUUGAUUACCCGAAUGAAAGAUUAUAUUGGACUGACGGGAAGUUGAUGACAUUGGAAAGCAUCAGAUUGGAUGGAACUGAUCGAAGGAUGAUACUGGAAGGAAUUGUUAAACAUCCCUACGCAAUCUCUGUCUUUGAAAACAGAUUGUAUUGGUCCGACUGGGCAACCUAUUCAAUCCAAUCCUGUGAUAAGUUUACUGGCAAAAACCACACAACUCUAGUCAAAGAAAAACGCGAGUAUAUUUAUGGUCUGCAUGUAUUCCAUUCUGCUCUGAAACCCCAAAUGGUUAACCCUUGUAAGAAUUCUAUGUGCAGUGAUAUUUGUAUGAUUAGUGGAGCUAACCGCUACUCCUGUGCUUGUCCACUUCACAAAACACUCUCCCCGGAUCAACACACCUGCAAGGAAGUUACCAAACGUCCCUUGGUGGCCGUGGCAGCUAAAGAUGUCCUGGUCCAAAUAGAACAUACUGACCUUGGUAAACAAAGCAUUGUUGCCCUACCCACGGUAGCUAAAGAAAUUGGUGCUUUGGCCUACGAUCCAAGCAACCACAGUCUGUUCAUUUCGGACAUCGGUAAUGUAAAACGUAUUAUCACAGUCAACUUGAACACUGGAUUGUCGCAGCCAUUGUUAAGCGACAACUUGGGUGAAGUCAACGCGAUGAGCUUUGAUUACCUCGGGAAUAAUUUAUAUUGGUCUGAUUUUGACAGAAAAAGUGUGGAAAUCUUGAGUAUUACCACUAUGAGUCGUAAAGUUAUUCUGCACGACUUAGGAGGUGAGAUACCAAUGUCCAUCGCGUUGAUUCCAGAAGAAGGAGCGUUGUUUGUGGCGUUGAUCAAAGAUAAAGUACAUAUUGACAGAAUGAACAUGGAUGGGACAAUGAGGAGUCAUGUAAUUGAAUCUGGUUUGAUGGGACCCAUUGCAUUACAUUACGAUGGCCUCCUGGAUAGGAUCAUUUUUGCUGAUGCUGGCACCGGACACAUUGAAAGUACCAGCGCGCAGGGGGAUGACCGACAUGGUUUUAAAGCACUGCGGACUACUCCUGUGAGUGUUACAAGUUUGAGGGAUGAAAUUUUUUGGACUAAUCAAAGAUCAAAGCGAAUCUAUUGGUCAAAAUCCACUGGAAACUUCAACAAUAACAAGAAGAUUACUCUGGAUCUGCCGGAAGGUAUUGAUGUAAUUCAUCUUGCUGCAAUCACUCCUUUCAAAGUCCCACCACAUGCGUGCCGUGUGAACAAUGCGAAUUGUAGCCACAUUUGCAUCCCGAAAAUGAAAGCAUUUGAAUGUGCCUGUCCGGUGGGUAUGGCUCUUAAUCCAAGAGACAACUCUACUUGUAUCAAGAAGACUGUCUGCACCUCUGAUGAAUUCUAUUGCGGCAGUUCAGACGUUUGUAUUCCCAAAGCUUUCAAGUGCAAUGGAAGAAAAGAUUGCCUACUUGGAGAAGAUGAAGAGCAGUGCAAAAUAGAAAGUCAUUGCCCAAGAGGAUUUUUCCAAUGUAACAACGACGGCAAAUGUAUUAGAGAAGCGUUAGUUUGUGAUCUUCAUUUCGACUGCACUGAUAAAUCCGAUGAGAGGGAUUGUAGAGACGCUCGUGGGGGACCGGAAUGUGAUGGUCAUCGUUGCAGCGAUGGUAAUUGCAUUGAUGAGAGAUUCGUGUGUGAUGGAGAAAUUGACUGUGUUGAUGGUGACGAUGAACAACAAUGUCAAAGCAGUACUUGUGCUGCGAAUCAAUUUCGAUGUGCUUCCGGAGCGUGUAUUCCGAAGAACUGGGAGUGUGAUCAUGAGUACGAUUGCGCGGAUAUGUCGGAUGAACAUGCAGCAUGCAAACCGAAAGCAUGUGCAACCAAUCAAUUCACCUGCGUCAAUGGAAUCUGCAUCGAUAAAUCUUUGAAGUGCAACGAAAUCGAUGAUUGUGGUGAUUAUUCUGAUGAACUCCAUUGUUUGGACGAUUCAGUUCAAGAUGGCUGCCGACCCAAUGAGUUUCAAUGUACCAGCGACACGUCCAUGUGCAUACCUGAGACUGCCAAAUGUAAUGGAACUUCUGAAUGUCCCCAUCACGAAGAUGAAGCUGGAUGUUCCGAUUGUCAUGUGGAUGAGUUUGAAUGCAGCAAUAAGAAAUGCGUGCCACGCAUGUGGAUUUGUGACAAUCACGAUGAUUGUGGUGACAAUUCCGACGAGAGUAUCUGCAACAUGACCAGUAAUGCAAUUUCGCAGAAGUUGAUUCCAUGCGAUGAUGGAUUCCGGUGUAAAUCAGGUGCUUGUAUCGACUUCAGACUAGUAUGCAAUGGUGACGAAGACUGUCACGAUGGUAGCGAUGAGAAUGGCGCAUGUCAAACGUCUUGCAAAUCGCACACAAGCAAUCCUUGUGAUCAGAAAUGUCAACCGACACCGAAUGGACCAAUGUGCGGUUGUAACCCAGGAUUCAUCCUCGCUGGUGAUGGACAGACAUGUAAAGAUGCUCUGGAAUGUAGUCGAGAACCACCAAUUUGCAGUCAACUUUGUAAAGAACAAAUCGGAAGCUACAGCUGCAGUUGUUACGAUGGGUACGUCAUUCGAGCGGACAAAACUUCUUGUAAAAGCACCGGUGAAACAUUAUCAAUGCUCUUUGCUGUCAACAAUGAGAUUCGACAAUUGAAACAAGCAGAAAAUUCGAUUUCCGUAUUGCACCAUGAGGACACUCCAAAGAUAUCCGGUUUGGAUGUCAGUAUUGCUGAUAAUUAUGCUUAUUUCAGCAUUGAAGAAUCCGGAACUAUUCAUAGAUUGAAUCUGGUAAAGGAACCAUCAAAGAAACGUCAGUAUAUCUCUGACCUUGGACGUCCUCAAAAAUUAGCUGUAGAUUGGGUCACCAAGAACAUUUACUUUGUAGAAGCUGAAACUGCUAUGAAGAGUAUUCAAGUCUGCAACUUCGAUCAAGAGCGUUGUGCGAAGAUUAUUGACACUGAUCCACACAGUCAAGUAUCCGCGCUUGCUGUAGACGCAAAUAACAAAUACAUCUUCUAUGCUGUUACAACAUGGUGGAUUUUCAACAACCCGCAGAGUGUCAUCUAUAAAGCCAACAUGGACGGUAAGAAUAUCCACGAAUUGGUAAAAACAACUUCCGGUUAUGUCACUGGGCUCGCUGUGGAUUACAACAGGAAGGUACUCUACUACGCCGAUCAACAUUUGAAUACAAUUUCACGAGUAAACUACGAUGGUGAUGAUAAAACUCUUAUUAUUACGAAUGUAACCAAACCGAAUGGAUUGAGCUUGUUUGAAGAUCAUCUCUAUUUUAUGAGUCCGUAUGGUUACAUGGGUAAAUGUAAUUUAUUUGGAUUGCAAAGAACUUGCUCCAUGUUUAGAUUAAAUGCAUAUGCAAGCGAAUUUCUAUCUCUGGUGCAAAUAUCUAGGCAACCCAAUGCCACCAACGCCUGUGUGGGGCAUUCUUGCAGCCAUAUUUGUGUACCGCAUGAUUUUGGAGCUACCUGCUUGUGUGAGAAUGGUAAAACUGUACAAGAGAAUGAACAAUGUGAGGAAUCGGGACGUUCAGCGUCGUCUGCGUCGGAUAAGAGGCCUAGAUUCCAAGCUCAUCCCAGCGAGGAAGACACAACUUCAUCAGGGGCCGUUAUCUUCGGUAUUCUAAUUCCAAUUUUGAUUGUUAUGAUUGCUUUUGGAAUCUUUUAUGUUAUCAAAAAGAGGCAUACUGGCAAAUUUAAUGUUAGUAUGAGGUUCCAUAAUCCAAUUUAUGGAAUUCAACAAGAGGAAGAGCGGCAAGACCAUGCCGUGCUGUUAAAUCCCGGGGAGCACGAAUACUGCAAUCCUGUCGAAGUGUUCAACAAAACCAACAGCCGGCGUCGCAGCGAAGAUUCGCUCAUGAAACUAAACGAUUAACGUUUGUAAGAAUUUAAUACUUGUGUGCACAUAAUUUGCACAUACACCGAAAGAAAAUGGCGCAUUGUCAAAAAGCCAAAGUUUCGCGGUACUUGUUAUUUAUUGUUGUAUAAUGUUACUGUUAUUUUUCACAGAUAAAUAGUAUUUAACUAAGAUGUGCAUUAAUGGCGUUUAAAUAUAAUUGUAACUGCAAUUAAUGGUUAUUUUAAAAGAAUAAAUUUUUCGAAUUUAA